Mastomys coucha (southern multimammate mouse) is the source of this 1720-nucleotide messenger RNA. It is a transcript of the gene Haghl, whose product is annotated as hydroxyacylglutathione hydrolase like. The transcript is spliced from 8 exons. The coding region runs from base 595 to 1524 and encodes 309 amino acids. Lineage: Eukaryota; Metazoa; Chordata; Mammalia; Rodentia; Muridae. The record is from RefSeq and is a predicted model, not a curated record. Gene Ontology annotation, molecular function: hydroxyacylglutathione hydrolase activity.
AUGGUUGUGAGCCACCAUGUGGUUGCUGGGAUUUGCACUCAGGACCUCUGGAAGAGCAGUCAGUACUCUCAACAGCUGAGCCAUCUCUCCAGCUCCAAUCCCUUCCACUUUUUAAGGUGUUGCGACCUACAGGUUGAGACUCUAUUAGACUCUUGUAUAUCUUCCUGUGUCAAUUGAACUCACACUAACAGGCGAACGAGCUAGACACACACCAUCACCUGUCUGUGAGAAGUGGGCAUAAUCAGGGGUAGUGGACCUUGGGAGCUAACUCAGCCUGGGAACCAGAAAGGCUAACUUUAGGAGGUGCCCUUGCCAGAGGUUAAAUUGGAUCAUGCGCACUGCGCCACUGGGAUCAACUGCUGCGUGUGGUUCCCUCUGCGCAUGCGCAGCUCUGGCCCUCGUCCGUCAGGUCUCCGAAGCACUCGCUCAGGAUCGUGACCCGGGAGUGGUGAUGUCGCGGUGGGCAGCGGCCACACUCUCUCCAGGACUAGAUCGGCGGCUCAUGUUGUGUGUGUGUCGCAGACCCGCCUCGUGCAACUCUGGAGAAGGGAUUCACCAAAUUGAGAAAGUGCGGACUGUCUGAGGUCUGCGACCAUGAAGGUCAAAGUCAUCCCGGUACUUGAAGACAACUACAUGUAUCUGAUCAUUGAGGAACACACGCGGGAGGCCGUAGCUGUAGACGUGGCUGUGGCCAAGAGGCUGCUGGAGAUUGCUGGCCGCGAGGGAGUAUCUCUGACCACGGUGCUGUCCACCCAUCAUCACUGGGACCACACACGUGGAAAUGCGGAGCUUGCACACCUACGGCCAGGAUUGGCUAUCAUGGGAGCAGAUGAGCGCAUCUGUGCACUAACCCGAAGGCUGGAACACGGAGAAGAGCUUCAGUUUGGGGCCAUCCACGUGCGAUGCCUCUUGACGCCGGGCCACACCUCUGGCCACAUGAGCUACUUCCUGUGGGAGGAUGAAUGCCCGGACCCACCAGCCCUCUUCUCUGGUACCUUGCAGCCUGGACUCGUCCACCUACCCAAUUCCAUUGUGCCCUCCCUACCCCCUGCUGACCCUCUUUGCUCCCUAGGGGAUGCUCUGUCAGUGGCAGGCUGUGGCUGGCACCUGGAGGACACUGCCCAGCAGAUGUACCAGAGCUUGGCCAAGAUUCUGGGUACCCUUCCACUCCAGACGGUGUUCUGUGGUCAUGAGCAUACGCUGAGCAAUCUCGAGUUUGCACAGAAAGUGGAGCCCAGCAACAACCAUGUGCAAGCUAAGCUGACCUGGGCCCAGAAGAGGGAUGAUGAUGAUAUACCUACUGUACCAUCGACACUGGGCGAGGAGCUCAUGUACAACCCUUUCCUAAGGGUAACAGAGGAUCCAGUUCGUGUGUUCACAGGCCAGGUGGCACCAGCCCAGGUCCUGGAGGUACUCUGCAGGGAGCGAGCGCGCUUCCAGCUGGCUCUGGAGCCACCACAGCCCCAGGUUCGGGCACUCCUGGCCUUACAGUGGGGGCUCCUGGGCACACGCCAGGAAAAGUGAACUGGCUCCCCUGGACCUCAGGAUGACUGGAAUCCCAGCCCCCAGAACCUUCGGAGCCCCUGCCACCCUGCUCUGAAGAACCAGCAAGUGGUGCCUUCCUUGUCUCUACUGCUCAUGGAGCUGUACAAGUGGGAUCUGUAGGAGCUCUUGUGGGUCCAGAGACAUAUCCUGGGGACUGAAUAAAACUCUGAAAGGC